Molecule: messenger RNA, 5756 nt
Organism: Toxotes jaculatrix (banded archerfish)
Lineage: Eukaryota; Metazoa; Chordata; Actinopteri; Toxotidae
Gene: pan2
Product: poly(A) specific ribonuclease subunit PAN2
Exons: 26
Coding region: 150-3782 (1210 amino acids)
Biological process (GO): nuclear-transcribed mRNA poly(A) tail shortening; mRNA processing
Cellular component (GO): P-body; PAN complex
Molecular function (GO): protein binding; nucleic acid binding; poly(A)-specific ribonuclease activity
Source: RefSeq, a predicted model, not a curated record
CUGGCAUUUCUCACAGCAACAAUAGUGCAGCUGCUCUUGAACGCACCCGUGUGCUCUCUUCUUUCUCUGUGUUGUUGUUGUGAAUGAAGUGAGCAUGGACCCCUGCGCUUCAAACCGUAUUUCAAGAAUAGAUUAAUUUAGCUCUACCCAUGAUGAACUUUGACGGUCUCGACGCUGGGAUGGGUGAGUACCCCGCCAGCCUUCACGGGACUCUGGAGGCAGGUAUGGAGCCCUCCAUGGACCCCCACCUGAACCCCAGCUUGCUGCAGGGCGUGGAGCUCGAUCCAGAGGCGCUGGCCGUGACAGUCCCUGAGCCAGUGCACCUUAUGGAGGGGAUGUUCUCUGAGCUGCACAGUGUAGUUUCAGAAGUUGGCAUCCCAGUCACUGCAACACAUUUUGAUCUCCAGGAGGAAAUGCUCUGGAUGGGAAACCACAGAGGCCAUGUAACCUCAUUCUUUGGACCUACAAUGGGCCGAUAUUCUUCUUUCCAAGUGCAUGCAACAGAUGACAUCCGACACAUUCAGAGUUUGGAAACAGGCGUGCUGUUCCUCUCUAAGGGCAACCUCAGAUGCUACACUCGUGGGGGCCUUGUCAUGUUUGAUUAUCCGAUGGAGGAAGGAGCUGAUAUGCAUAGUCUUCUCAUGACUGACAACAAUAUGUUGCUCAUGGGCGGAUUACAAAACUAUGUGGUUGAAGUUGACUUGAAUACUGUUCAAGAAACUCAAAAGUUCACUGUUGAGGUACCAGGAGUGGCAAUAAUGCGUCAAACCAACCGUUUUUUCUUCUGUGGGCACACUUCUGGGAAGAUAACGCUUCGGGACUUGCGUACUUUCAAGAUGGAGCACGAGUUUGAUGCGUUCUCUGGCAGCCUCUCAGACUUUGACGUUCAUGGAAAUCUUCUGGCUGCGUGUGGGUUCUCCACCCGAGGACUGAAUGGAUUGGCAUGUGACCGUUUUCUCAUGGUGUACGACCUCCGCAUGAUGCGAGCAGUAACUCCACUUCAGGUGCAUGUGGACCCCCUCUUCUUGCGCUUCAUUCCUACGUACACGUCACGCCUGGCAAUCAUCUCACAGACAGGUCAGUGCCAGUUCUGCGAACCCACUGGCCUCGCCAAUGUGGCGGACAUUUUUCACGUCAACACCGUGGGCCAGUUGCUCAUGAGCUUUGACGUCUCAUCCAGCAAACAGGCCUUGGCCUUCGGGGACUCCGGGGGCUGCGUGCACCUGUGGUCUGAUGCUCCAGAGGUUUCAUUUAAUGACUACUCUCGAGAGACAGAGUUUGCUCUUCCGUGCCUUGUGGACACGCUGCCUCAGCUGGACUGGAACCACGACCUGCUGCCCCUCUCGCUCAUCCCCAUGCCGCUGACCAGCACUGAGCCGCUGCUGUCAGACUGGCCCACUGCCCUGGCUACACCCAGCCCCAGACGAGCUCCUCCUGUGGACCCAGAAAUCCUGCGCACAAUGAAAACUGUCGGGUUCAUUGGAUAUGCCGCAAAUCCUCGUACCCGCCCUCGAAACCAGGUUCCUUAUAAAAUUAAAGAUGUGGAGCUUGAUUAUGACAAUUACAACCAGGUCCCUGAAUCGCCAAUUGGACGUGAUGAAGAGCCUCAUCUCUACAUGGUGCCCAAAAAGUACAGGAAGGUCACAAUUAAAUAUUCUAAACUUGGACUUGAGGACUUUGACUUCAAACAUUACAACAGAACCUUGUUCGCUGGUCUGGAGCCUCACAUCCCCAAUGCCUACUGUAACUGCAUGAUCCAGGUAUUAUAUUUCCUGGAGCCAAUCCGGUGUUUAGUGCAGAAUCAUUUGUGCCAGAAGGAGUUUUGUUUGGCCUGUGAGCUCGGCUUCCUCUUCCACAUGUUGGACUUGUCACGAGGAGAUCCAUGUCAGGCCAGUAACUUCCUCCGAGCGUUUCGCACCAUCCCUGAAGCUUCAGCGCUGGGCCUGAUCCUCGCAGACUCGGACGAACAAACAGGGAAGGCCAGACUCGGUCGCUUAAUCCAGAGCUGGAACCGGUUCAUCCUCACUCAGCUCCACCAGGAGACACAGGAACAGGAGGGUCCACAGGCCUACAGGGGAGCCAGCAGCAGUUCUCUGGGCUCGUCUGGUGAGUCUGUCAUCGGAAAAUUGUUUGGGUGUGAAGUUGAGAACAGCAGCCUGUGUCGCUGUGGCAAGGAGACCGUGCGUUCCUCCCUCACGUUGCUCUUCACCAUGCAUUACCCUGAACAGAACUCCCAAGAAAAGACAAUAAAGGAGUAUGACUUUGCUGAGAUCCUGAAGAAGAGCAUCUGCCUGGAGCAGAGCACUCAGGCGUGGUGUGAAAACUGUGAGAAGUACCAGCCCACAGUGCAAACACGCAACAUCCGCUGUUUGCCAGAUGUUCUGGUUAUAAACUGUGAGGUGAACAGUGCUAAAGAGGCUGAGUUCUGGAAGGUUCAGGCAGAGUAUGCCUUCAAUAAGGCCAUGCAAAAAGAGGCAAUGGAACCUGCAAAACCUAAAGAACCCCCACCAAUGCCCACGGAGUGGUGCCUGGACGGGGAGGAGAUAUGCAGUAUGGAGGGCUUCACGUUUGACACUCGGGCUGAGGACUUGCGACACGUCUGGAUCCCUGCCACUCUCAAAAUGUCCAUCAGCAAAAGUCAGGGACUGGAGAUUAGCAGCUGGCCUGAAGGAGAGGAGUUGAGUGAUGCUGAAGAGGCGGAGGGCGCUUCUCUCUACGACUUGGUGGUCACGGUGCCCCACAUCCUGGACGCUCGCACUGGUGGAAACUUGGUUGCACAUAUUAAAGUGGGAGAGACCUACCAUCAAAGGAAAGAGGGAGUCACACAUCAGCAGUGGUACCUUUUCAAUGAUUUCCUAAUUGAGCCAAUCGACAAGACUGAAGCUGCACAGUUUGAUGUGAGCUGGAAAGUGCCAGCUAUUCUAUAUUACGCCAAGAGGAACUACCAUACCAAAUACGACCUCCGCAUCAAAAAUCCCAUAGACGCCAGCGUGCUGCUGACGGAAGCUUCGCUGGCUCGGAAGCAGAGGAAGAGUCACGCCACUUUCAUCCCCCUCAUGGUCAGUGAGAUGCCGCAGGCUGGCGACUUGGUGGGGCUGGACGCAGAGUUUGUCACCCUCAAUCAGGAAGAGGCAGAGCUGCGCAGUGACGGCACCAAGUCGACCAUCAAGCCCAGUCAGAUGUCCGUAGCCAGGAUCACCUGUGUGAGGGGCCAGGGGCCCAACGAGGGCGUGCCCUUCAUCGAUGACUACAUCUCUACUCAGGAACAGGUGGUCGACUAUCUGACACAAUAUUCUGGCAUCAAACCAGGAGACCUGGAUGCAAAGAUUUCUUCAAAGCAUUUGACCACUCUGAAGUCCACCUACCUAAAGCUGCGCUUCCUUAUUGACACAGGAGUUCGCUUUGUCGGUCACGGCUUACAGAAGGACUUUCGGGUUAUUAAUUUAUUGGUUCUCAAAGACCAAGUCAUCGACACUGUCUACCUGUUCCAUUUGCCCCGCAAGAGGAUGAUUUCUCUGAGAUUUCUCGCCUGGUACUUUUUAGACCUCAACAUCCAGGGGGAAACCCACGACAGCAUAGAGGAUGCACGCACCGCUUUGCAGCUGUACAGGAAGUACCUGGAGCUGAGUCGUGGAGGUGGGAACGACGAAGUGAGGAAGGUCCUGAAGGGACUCUAUGAAAAAGGUCGCCAGCUGGACUGGAAAGUCCCGGACUCGGACACUGGAGAUGGUCAAGGUAGCCCAAAAAGUGCUGCUGCGUUUCCCUCUGUGAUGGGGCUGUGAGCCGCACCACGAUGCAUUCCCCCCUGGAAAGGUUUUGACUGAUCUGGAUUAGUUUGGUCGUAUUUUGUACUCAUUUGAAUUUAUUUUUGCAUUGUGUACAGUGUCGACGGAGUUACCUGUGUAACCCACUGCCGCUCGGUGACUGUGCAGUUUUAAUCAUGUCAGAAUUUGUACUUUUCAUGGAGGUUUUCAGAAAAAGUGAAUGAAUUUAUAUUUUAUGAUUUUUCAAAAAAAGAACAAAAAAAAAGGUUUGUGUUUUUUGGUGCAUGUAAAUAAAUAAAUGUAUCAUGAGCACUAUAAGAUACUUCAUGUUAAUUCCAGGAAGUGGAAAAUAUUUUUUUACAUGAAUAAGUGAGACUUUUUAUCAAAACGGACUGAACUCUUUGGUCUUUUAGAAAAGUCUAUUCAGAUUUAUCAGUGACAACCUAGGCCUCUGUGAAAUUUUUAGCGUUCUACAUCCUCGGGUUUCACAUUUUGCUGUUUUUCCUGACAAGUCUUAGUGCUGUUGCUGGAUUUGAGUACAGUCAGUUAUUUUUAAACAGUCUUUUUACUCAUAAGAAAUAAUACCAAGUUAAGGACAAAUGGAUUAAGCUCCAACUGUCAAAAUAGAUACUCACUUACUAAAAUGCAUACAUUACAUACAAAACAAAAAUGAAUAAAUACAUUUAACGAAUAAUAAUUAUUAAUUGUGAAAUUGUAAAAACAUUUGGUUCAACCUAACCAUUUUUAUGUUGCUCAUGAUGUUUUUCUAAAAGACAAAAGGAUCCAGGUUCUUGGCAAACAUGAUUUUCAUAAAUUUGUAUCCAGUGAAUCCAGAAAAAUCUAGAUCUCCCGUGAAUGAUUGUAACUGUACAUCCAGCCUCGAAUUCCCCUCCUGAUUCUGUUUGACCUGCUGUGCUUUGUGUUUGCAGCCGUUCUCAUGAAGAAACUUCCUCUUUGGCACUUUUGCAUCUUUGAUGAAUUUUUGCAUCAGAAAUGUCACAGAGAAGAUGAACCACAGUUUAACCUCUUCUACCUUUUCUCUUUCUGUUUUGUUUGUUUCUUUUGUUGGCUGUGACCUGACGUUGCUGUUAGUGGCUUGUUGUAGGACUAGUGGAGCAGGAGGAAUGUUGCUGGUGACUGGACCACUGAACGAGUCGUUUUGUUCAGGUGACAUUGCUCGUGUAGACAGUUGUAGCCUGAGCAGAGUGAGUGCAGACAUGAGGUCUGAUCACUCUGCAGAUGACCAACUCUUUGCUUGGCAUCAGUCUACAUAUGCGUGAAUCUCUAAAGAGGGAUUAUUGAUGGUUUAAAGACAUUUUUUAAGUUUCCAGUUGUUGCCUCAAUGGAACUUCCCGCAGUUGGACUGUUCCUGUUAGGAAAAUGCUUAAUGGGUCUUUUCCCUCUGACAGUGAGGACAGGACAUUUCUUAAACCAAAAAUGAUAAUUUAGAUUAAACCCAGUGGCUGUUUUUACAAUUGCACAGUUUAAUGUAAUUCAGAACUGCUCUGCUUUAACGUCUAUUUUUAAGAUCCCUGUGACGUUCAGGUUAUAGUUAGUGGCGGUGUUACACUGGACUGCAUUAUAUUCAGAGGUGUUUCUAAUAUUCUGACCCCCUCGCGUGUAAGUUGGAAGAACAAAAAAUUGUACUCACCUUUCAGCGCAAUGUCGUCCAGUACAACACCAACUUUAACAGCGACGCCAGCUGAAUUUACAGAUUUCUGACGGCGUGAAGAAAAACUGAACUGACCUUAAUAAAGACAGAUAUUAUUUCAGGGACGUUGCAACAGACUGUACAGUUGUAUCUGUUGAAGUGGCCACUGAGCGUCGGGUGGAAGUGAGUGGCCAUUGUUGAGGUUCCAAAGAAAAAAAAAAGGUCAGUGACCUUUUGACUGCUGUUUGACAGUGGUGGAAAAUACAUUUACUUAAGUAUUGUACAAUAGUACAGUUUUUAGGUACUUAUCCUUGGAGUAUUUCCAUUUUCUGUUAUUUUAU